AUGAAUAUCGGCCCUUUCUUGUUCUUCAUUCAACUUCUAUGGUCGAUCCCACACUUGCCAAUAUUCAAGUCGACUAACGCAUCUCGCUUCAAAGUUCGCUCAUUACCAGAUAGUCCGGCUCUGCCGACUAGCUGGGCCGGACGAUUGCCAGUGCCGGGAAGAAAAGAUGGGAACGAGAUCUUCUUCUGGCUGUUCGAAGCAGAGAAUAAAGCAUACGAUGAUACAUUCAUCAUUUGGUUCAACGGCGGACCAGGUUGCUCGUCGCUAGUAGGACUAAUGGGCGGCAAUGGUCCUAUUUCCUUCGACGGGAAUUCAACCUUACUCGAACACAAUCCCUACUCCUGGACACAGCUUGGCCAUGUCCUAUACGUGGACCAGCCGGUUGGCACGGGGUUUUCCACCGCCAGCAAUCCUUACCCUGUCACGACUAACGAGAUGAUCACAGCGGACUUUGUGGCAUGGUUGAACGGCUUUUUUACAUACUUCCCACACCUCCAGUCCAAAAGAAUUCAUUUGAUGGGAGAGUCCUAUGCAGGCAUCUACAUACCCUACUUCACUGCCGCCCUAGUCGAGAGCAAUACUUCGCAUCCGCUUGACAUUCGCUCCAUGUCACUCGGGGACGGAUCUUGGGGGAAUGCAGCAGCAAUGUCCUCUGUUGCAAUGGGCGCAUACAUGCGUUCACAGGCAACAGCACUCAAAUUGCCCAGUGACAUCCUCUCAGCCUUUAACGCUGCAGAUCAGAGCUGCGGUUUCGAUGAUGUCCUCGCCCAGGCGCAGAUCUACCCGCCCAAGGGUAAAAUCAAUAUCCCUGGAAACCCGGAGAACUUCAAUUAUCGGCGACGUCGGCGGGAUAUGACGGAUGUUCUGAACGCUUCGUGCAGCAUAUCUCCGAAGACAGUUGCGGAUGUGAAUGAGUCGAUUUUCAACUCAACAUGCUACGGUCCAUGUGCAACGUACUCCACCGCGAUGGACUAUGUAGAUACUGCUUCCGCUGGCGGAACGGGGAUCCCAUGCUUCGACGUCUAUGACAUCCAUCAUGACUGCAGCACAAUUGAUACAUUGACCCUGAUGGCUGAAUACUUCAGCCGUGCCGACGUUCAGGCUGCCUUGCACGUUAGCGGUCGCGGGACCUACGGUGCUUGCAACUCGACGAUAUUGGGUACACUGCUCGGUGCGCCGUCGGCGGUACCCCCGGCGUACUCAAUCCUACCAAAUCUGGUCACAGAGCGCAGUAUCUCACUGCACAUCUACAAUGGCGAGUGGGAUAUGUUGCUCAAUCAUAUCGGUACCGAACUGUCUAUCCAGAAUAUGACAUGGCGUGGCGCACAAGGGUUCUCCACGAAACCGCAGCAGUUGUUUUAUGUCGACGAUGCCAUGCCAAUGAACAGCUCGGAUAUGACGGGACCAGGAGGGAGGAAUGCGACGACUAAAGUGGCCGGGAACUGGGCAGAAGAGCGAGGUGUCUCGUAUCAUCUGUUUCGGGGGGCAGGGCACAGUGUAUUUGCAAACAAGCCCCGCGAGAUGUUCGCAUACGUUCGUGACGUGGUGGUUGGAGCGAGAAAUGGUUGGUAGGAGUUCAUUUUCCUCGAUGAUCUUGGAAUGCG
This is a messenger RNA of Penicillium brasilianum, 1604 nucleotides long. The record is from the annotation of a GenBank genome assembly. Lineage: Eukaryota; Fungi; Ascomycota; Eurotiomycetes; Eurotiales; Aspergillaceae.